GUCAUAUCUCUCAUCUUGUCUUUAUCAGAUAAUCCAUUGAAUAUCACCCAAUUGAGCCCAUUCAUACACCAAGCGACACACCAAGUAACCAAGAUGGCUGCACAAUUCACCGCAGGCGGAGUAGCCAUUAUCACUGGCGGAGCUUCGGGGAUUGGAUUCUCACUCGCAAAGAAAUGCCAGGGCUACGGCAUGCGCGUGAUAAUCGCCGAUCGGGACAACAAUGCCCUCGAAGCCGCCGCCAAAACCUUGGGCGAAAAUGUAACUCCGUUCAAGAUGGAUGUCGCGCAGACGGAGGGCUGGGAAGCUCUCAAGAAGACGGUGGACGAGAAGUUCGACGGCAGAGUCAAUCUCCUGGCUCUUAAUGCCGGCAUGGGCCGGAAGGCAUCGUGGGAUGAUACAUCCGCAUUUCAAGACACGUUUAACGUCAAUAUAAUGGGCGUCGUCAAUGGCAUCGCCGCCUUCUUGCCAUUGGUUGAGCGAGCUGCUUCCGAUGGCAAAGCUGCCUCCAUCGUCAUCACAAAUCCGCCAGGAAAUCCGGCAUACAACGCCUCAAAGGCUGCGGUCAAGUCAAUUGCCGAACAUCUCAGCUGGGACCUGCGAGACAAGAGCGUGUCGGUCCAUCUGCUCGUCCCAGGGUGGACAUUCACAGGAAUGACGGGCAAUGUGCCCAACGCAGGCAAGACGAAGCCAGAUGGUGCCUGGUGGCCAGACCAGGUAGUCGAGUAUCUCGAGAAGAAGAUGCAGGAGGGGCAGUUCUGGGUGAUAUGCCCUGACAACGACGUGACGGAAGCUCUGGACAGGAAGCGAAUGCUGUGGACUGCAGGCGACAUGGUAGGAGGGAGGCCGCCGUUGACUCGGUGGAGGGAGGACUGGAAGGAUAAGGCCAAAGAAGCGAUUGACACCAUGGAGCUCUAAGGGAAAUGUGCGUAUGUCCUGCAUUCGGCCAUGCACAAUUCUAGUUCCAUCUAUCACAGGGUUCUAUCCUAAAGAACAAAGAAAUCUCAUUUAAUAGCAUCCCACUCCG
This is a messenger RNA of Ilyonectria robusta, 1024 nucleotides long. RefSeq lists its product as uncharacterized. The coding region runs from base 94 to 915 and encodes 273 amino acids. The record is from RefSeq and is a predicted model, not a curated record. The transcript has 2 exons. Gene Ontology annotation, molecular function: oxidoreductase activity, acting on NAD(P)H, oxygen as acceptor. Lineage: Eukaryota; Fungi; Ascomycota; Sordariomycetes; Hypocreales; Nectriaceae. Gene Ontology annotation, cellular component: intracellular anatomical structure.